CCUUGUCCGGUGGCGGGCCUUGAUUUCCUUCCGAGAGUUUCCUCACCGCCAGCGCCACGACGCCCUACGAACGCGGUUGGUGGCCUGCGUUACGGACCGCGCGGAUCCGGCGGUUAAAUCGCCCUAAACUCACUCCACCACCAGUACCUCUCUCACACGCGCCUUCAUUUCCUUCCCUCCCUCCUUCCCUGAGCCAGCCAGCCAGCCUUGACUGUUGCUUCGCGGCGCCGCCCCCCGCCUCCCUCUCACCCGCAGCGUCCAGAACAAUCCCUCCCUCCCCCGCUCCGUCCGUCGACAACGUCGACGCACCGACCGACCCGUCGAUUCCCCGCCACCUUCCCCUCCCUCCGCUCCGUCACCCCCCACAUUCCCCGCAUCUCGAUCGAACCUCUCUCGCCUUUUACCGCCCACCCAGCCCUUCGCCCGCUCCCGAGAAAGAUAACCAGGACGGACGGGCGGACGGGCGGACGGAGGAGGGAAAGCAAGCGCGGCGCGCAACCGGAGCAGUGGUCCGGCCGGAGCACGGGAGCGGAGCCCGCAGCGGAGCGCCGGCCGGCCGCGCAGGCGGAUCGGGGAGCUGGUGGCCGUUUCGGUUGCAGAGCCGUGUCCGUAACCGUACGUGCGUGCCAUGAAGAAGAAAGACGCGGGAGGAGGCGGCGGCGGCGGUGGCGGUGGGGCGUUCGUCGCCGCCCCGUGCGUCGACAUCAAGCUCUUCGUCGCCUCGCUCGCCUUCCUCACGCUCUUCGUCGCAUUGUGGCAGCUCCAGCCCUACGGCUCCCUCCUCGCCGCCGCCCGCUCCUCCGCCUCCGCGCCCCCAUGCGCCCUCCCCCUCGCCAACAACACUAAGGUCCACUCCGCCAACUCGACGUCCUCCGACGCAGCUACCAAGACCGCACCGGUGGCGACGUCGGCUCCGGCCAUCCCCGCCGCCGCCGCCGCUGUUCCGAUGCAGCUGGCGAAGCCGGCGGCGCGGGCGGAGGACCCGAACACGAACAAGCCGGUGCUCCCUCGGCCGCACGUCAGCUCGGCGGCGCGGGCGGAGCAGCCGAACAAGCCGGUGCUCCCUCGGCCGCACGUCAGCUCGGCGGCGCGGGCGGAGCAGCCGAACAAGCCGGUGCUCCCGCGGCCGCACGUAACCGCGGCGGCGCGGGCGGAGGAGCCGAAAAGGCCGGUGCCCCGGCCGUCCGGCAGCGCGGCGGUGCGCCCGGAGGACCCGAACAAGCGGGUGCUCCGGCCGUACGGCAGCGCGGCGGCGCUGUUCGUGCAGAUGGGCGCGUACCGGGGCGGGCCGCGGACGUUCGCCAUCGUGGGGCUGGCGUCCAAGCCCACGCACGUGUUCGGCACCCCCUACUUCAAGUGCGAGUGGCAGCCCAACCCGAGCGCCGCCGACCCGGCGCCGCGCGCCGUCCGGACCAAGGCCUACAAGAUCCUGCCAGACUGGGGCUACGGCCGCGUCUACACCACCGUGGUCGUCAACUGCACCUUCCCGUCCAACCCCAACGCCGCCAACGCCGGCGGCAGGCUGCUCGUGCACGCCUACCACUCCACCGCCUCCCGCCGGUACGAGCGGUUCGUCGCUCUCGAGGAGGCGCCGGGCGCCUACGACGAGGCCGCCUUCAGCCCGCCGUUCCAGUACGACUACCUCUACUGCGGCUCCUCGCUCUACGGCAACCUCAGCGCGGACCGCAUGCGGGAGUGGGUGGCGUACCACGCGCACUUCUUCGGGCCCAGGUCGCACUUCGUCUUCCACGACGCCGGCGGCGUGAGCCCGGAGGUGCGGGCGGUGCUGGAGCCGUGGAUCAGGGCGGGGCGGGUCACGGUGCAGGACGUCCGGGCGCAGGCCGAGUUCGACAGCUACUACUACAACCAGUUCCUGGUGGUGAACGACUGCCUGCACCGGUACCGGCACGCCGCCAACUGGACCUUCUUCUUCGACGUCGACGAGUACCUCUACCUGCCCAACGGCCAGGCUCUGGACCAGGUGCUCGGGAGGCUCUCGGGGUACACGCAGUUCACCAUCGAGCAGAAUCCCAUGUCCACCAAGCUCUGCGUCAAGAAUCCGAGGAACGAUUACUCAAGGGAAUGGGGAUUCGAGAAGUUCGUGUUCCGGAACUCAAUCACGAGGGUGCGGCGCGACCGCAAGUACGCGAUCCAGGCGCGGAACGCGUACGCGACGGGGGUGCACAUGUCGCAGAACAUCUACGGGAGGUCGACGCACAAGACGGAGGCCCUGAUCAGGUACUACCACUACCACAACUCCAUCAACGUGUUGGGUGAGCCCUGCCAGGAGUUCGUGCCGCGGCCCGGCAGCGGCCGCAAGGUCACCUUCGAGGGCGUCCCCUACGUGUACGACGACGCCAUGAAGCGCCUCGCCGGCGAGGUCCGGCGGUUCGAGAACGAGACCAUCGGAUCGUCGUCUCUUACAUGAUAAUUACAAGCAGCUGCUGGGUGGUGGCCGCUGCCUGCUGGUGCUGGUACAUAUACGCUGAUGUUUUAUUUAGGAUGUGUGGACUGGAGAGUCUGUUUUAUUAGAAGAGGCAGGUCGGCCGGUGUAAAGUUUUGGUUCUUCGUUGGGCCGGCCCUUCAGUAAUGGGGAUCUGCUUUUUGCUGCGUUUUCUUCACCUUUUUCUGCCUGUCCCCCACAUUCGUUUACAGAUCUGUGUGUGUAGACUGAUGAUGUUGGCUUUUUACUGCUGCUAGAUUCUUUCAUCUCCUUCUGGGGUCACAUA
Molecule: messenger RNA, 2729 nt
Organism: Triticum urartu
Lineage: Eukaryota; Viridiplantae; Streptophyta; Magnoliopsida; Poales; Poaceae
Product: galactan beta-1,4-galactosyltransferase GALS1
Cellular component (GO): cytoplasm
Molecular function (GO): glycosyltransferase activity
Source: RefSeq, a predicted model, not a curated record